AUAGUUGACAUGGCGCAGUUUUAAAGUUAUUCUUGUUGUGGCUGCUUUCUGUUACAAUUCUUUCCUGUUUGAGUCUUAAAAAUGGGUAUACUUUAUAGCCGACAAGAUGGAGAGGUAGAAAAUUUUAAUAUGUCUUUCAUGAGUUACAGAUAUCCAGCGAAAUCCGGGAAUUAUUUCUCAAGUCAUUUCAUCAUGGGUGAUCAGAUGUUCACGGGAACUCAGCCCGAAUGCUUUCUGUUUGGCGAUAACAGUGACUUGAACUUUCUACCGUCAAAACCAGCUUCGUUUCCAUAUCCAGAACCAUCAAAGUCCGAACCUACCAAAAUGCUGCGGAGCUUGUUGAAUUUACGUAAAGAUUCUUUAAGGCUUGUGAAACACAUCAGUGAAUCAACAGGAAAAGAAGACGAAAGUUCUACUCCAACCUAUUACAUUGACUUCACUUUUGAUGCAGAUGUAAAAUGUUCUGUCACAAUUCAUUAUCUUGCAUUUGAGGAUCUAUCCUCUGGGCAUGCCGUUUACAAAACGAAUGACAGUUUGCUGACGUCACGUGCAUUUCAAUUUGACAAGGGACCCAAACAGACGUUUUGUAAGCAUGGAAAGCUUCAUUUGAUCAAACCCAGUGAUUUUAAAGAAUCAGAGUUGAUAUAUUCUGAAACAUCCAAUCACAUUCCCGUUGUAAUCCACAUCACUGCGACAGAAGAUGAAUAUGCUGGACACUCCAAUAUCACCUUGGCAAACAUUGAAAAGCUUUCAGAUGGAACAUUUACCAUUAAGUUACUCAAGCAAAAACAAAUGGUUGAUGGAUUGUGUUAUUUACUUCAUGAUAUUUACGGACUUGAAAGCAAAUACGAGACGAACGAGAAUAAAUCCACUGACGUAUGCGACGUUGAUUAUGAUGAAUAUGCGGAUGAGAAUGUUGUUUGCGUGGUGUGCAUGAGUGAAACACGUGAUACGCUGAUGUUGCCUUGCAGGCAUCUCUGCGUCUGCAGUGAUUGUGCUUCCAGUUUGCGUAGCGGCUCCAAUUUCUGUCCUAUUUGCCGAGUCCCUUUCCACGCACUUCUACAGUUAUGUGCAUAUCAAAGAACAAAUGUCAAUUCAAAAUCCCACAGUCCUUAUCAUGGUUACGAAAAGGUGGAUUUGUUCGAUGCAUUAAAUGCGUUUUCUGUCGGGAAACGCGAAAGUGCUCGCGAGAUCGUACGUAGAGUAAGUGCUCGUUUUGCAAAGUCUCGAAGUCGACCAGCAACUCCUAAACCAUCGCAGUUUACAACGACCAACAGCGAGAAGACUUUACGUCGCUCAUCAUCGAGAUUCUCACGUGGAUCCCGCGGUUCUUACAAACAUGAACGCAGUGACGUGACAAGCGAGCCUUCAGAUAUUACCAGCAGAUCUUCUAUUCGCAGCUCUAGUCAAAGCUCUGCCAGAGUUGGCUCAUCAAAAUCGCACGUCGUUGAGGUGGAGGAAAGUGUCGAUGAUGGUGUUGAGGUUGGACAAGAUAACCUUGGAAUGGACAGACUGGAAGAUGAACAUAGGGCAACUCAAGAAAGCGAAGAUGAAAUUCCUGAGAUUGACGUCACAACCACUCAUGUUUUGUCGCCAUCCCCCUACGAACUCUCUUCACCUACCAUCCCCGGUCAUGAUGGUCCCCAUUCGAUCCAUGCAUUUCCUAUGAACGUGGCCACAAAUCUUACUAUACGUCUUCCUGGAACACCUCUGGAUAAAGACAUUGCUUGCAGCGCGGGCGCUGAAAGUGAAUCACGUUCUGGAGGGUCAUCGGACGACUUUCAAAAAAAGGAAACUUUUAUCGUGUAACAAUUUGCUAAUGUUUCAUAUUUUUUGCUGAGUGAAUUUUUUCAUGGUCAUAAUGCUUAAGUUAGACUCGGCUAAUGCAUUGACCCGAUUGACUGCACGUGGCAAGACUUGACUGCACGUGUGCAAGAUUUGACUACACGUGUUCAAGAUUUGCCUACACGUGUGCAAGAUUUGACUGCACGUGUGUAAGAUUUGACUGCACGUUUGCAAGAUUUGACUGCACGUUUGCAAGAUUUGACUGCACGUGUGCAAGAUUUGACUGCACGUGUGCAAGAUUUGACUGCACGUGUGCAAGAUUUGACUGCAUGUGUGCAAUUUAUGACUGUAUGAGUGCAAAUUUUGUGUGCAUGAGUGCAAAUUUUGUGUGCAUGAUUGCAAAUUUGUGUGCAUGAGUGCGAAUUUUGACUGCAUGAGUGUGAUUUUUGACUGCGUAGGUGCAAGUUUGCGUGCAGCCAACGAAGCAAAUUAUUUUUUAUUUUUUGACCAUUGCUUUUCGUUAAUGUCAACUUUACUGCAUGGUGCUUUUGUGAAACAUUGGUUUUACGCCAUUGUGGUUUUCACUACGAAUGUUUUUGCUGAACAAAUUGUGCAAAAAAUUUACCCGUGGAUGUAGCGUUUCCCUAUUUGUUUGUUCAUUUGUAAUUAUGAUACUAAUACUAACAGCAAUGAAUUGUGCUUUUGUGAAACAUUUUUCAUACGUCAGCAGAGGACUCAAAAAUGUUUAUAUCCGGACUGACUUAAACGGUAAAUAACAUGUUUAUUUUUUGCUAAA
Messenger RNA from Xenia sp. Carnegie-2017, 2581 nucleotides. Its product is annotated as E3 ubiquitin ligase RNF157-like. The transcript is spliced from 16 exons. The record is from RefSeq and is a predicted model, not a curated record. NCBI's taxonomy places the organism in Eukaryota, Metazoa, Cnidaria, Anthozoa, Malacalcyonacea, Xeniidae. Gene Ontology annotation, molecular function: ubiquitin protein ligase activity. Gene Ontology annotation, biological process: protein ubiquitination. Gene Ontology annotation, cellular component: cytoplasm. The coding region runs from base 82 to 1809 and encodes 575 amino acids.